AUGGGCUCCAGACUAGAAAAGAACUCUGCCUCGGUGCGCAAGCGCAUUGAGAGCCACACCUUUAGCGACGAGCAUGGCGAAGAAUAUGAAGCCUCCAAGUUCGGCGGAUUUGCCGACUAUAUGCGGCGGAAGAAGAUCAAACUGCAGAAUCUCGAUGCUGAAAUACGAUCGCACUCCGGCGACAAACCUCCCAUUUUCCGCGGCGUGGUAGUCCACGUCAAUGGCUACACUCAGCCCUCACUGAGCGACCUGCACAACCUGGUUGUCAGCUAUGGAGGUGGCUUCCUACAGUACCUUGACGGCAAGACUGCUGUGACGCACGUUGUCGCAAGCAACUUGACUCCGAAGAAAGCGGUCGAAUUUGCUCGAUAUCGCAUUGUCAAGCCGGGCUGGGUCGUUGAUAGUGUCAAGGCUGGCAGGCUCUUACCAUGGGACGCUUACAGACUUGUGGAUGAGGGUGUGACACAGAAAGUGCUGGGCUUUGAGAAUGGCCAGAUGAUCAGCCAGACGAAUAAUAAUCAGAAAGACACGUAUCGCGACCAGAGCGAAACGAGCUGGUAUGCUUCGCAAUUACGCCGGGUGAGAGAUAUCGUGACCGAGACUGCUCAAUCCUCAAACCCACAAAGCCUACCUGAAGAGCCAGAUGGUUUGCCCCCUGAUCGGAGCGAAGCCGGUUUGCCUCGAGGUAGCAGCGCAACCGUGCCAGCAGUACCCGAAGCGCGCCUGGAAGCUAUAGCGGGUCUAGUAGACGACCACUCUGCCUCUAAUGCCCGAGACCACGCCGAUUCUCCUCUUCCCUCUCCGCCAACGUUCCCUUCACAUCCUCUGGCAGUUUUCGACUCGAAUGCUGCGCACAAGUCUGAAAACCGCCAAUUGACGGCCGAAGAGCACAAUGCCGUCCUACUUCAGAACCCGCACAUGGCCAAGUCCAGUACUGCUAACCCUGACUUCAUCAACCAAUACUAUCGGGAGUCGAGACUUCACCAUCUAUCUACUUGGAAAGCUGAGCUCAAAGCUCAAAUGCAGGCACGAGCUCAAGAAAAGUAUUCGUCGCGCAAAUCCAAGCAGAGUAGAACCCCUGGCGCAAGAAGGUAUGUCAUGCAUAUAGACUUUGACAGCUUUUUUGCUGCAGUCUCACUCCGCAAGCAUCCUCAUCUAUCGGACAAACCAGUUGUGAUCGCUCAUGGAAGCGGGCCGGGAUCGGAAAUUGCCAGUUGCAACUAUCCGGCCAGAAAAUUUGGCAUCAAGAAUGGAAUGUGGAUGAAGACGGCGCUUGAAAUGUGUCCAACGGUGAAGGUCUUGCCGUACGACUACAAGGCAUACGAGGAAGCUAGUCGCCAUUUCUACGACUCAAUCUUGGCCGUCGACGGCAUUGUGCAGAGUAUCAGCAUUGAUGAAGCUUUGAUUGAUGUCAGCGAACAGUGCAUCAAGGCUGGUGGGUCUGACGGCAGAGGCGUGUCAGAAGGCUCCAUUUACCGUGAGCAGGAAGCUGCACAACGUCUUGGUGACGAGUUGAGAGCCUCGGUGAAAGAGAAAACUGGAUGUGACGUUUCAGUUGGGAUUGGAGGAAACAUUCUCCUGGCGAAGGUGGCAUUGCGGAAGGCUAAGCCGGCCGGACAGCAUUUGAUCAAACCAGAGGACGUCCUCGACUUCAUCGGCGAACUAGUCGUCACCGACCUCCCAGGUGUUGCUUGGAGUAUAGGUAAUAAGUUGGAAGAUAUAGGCAUUAAGUUCGUCAAGGAUAUCCGUUUGUGUACCAAAGAACGCUUGAUCAACGCCUUGGGUCCAAAGACUGGCGAGAAGCUGUGGGAUUAUUCUCGCGGAAUCGACAAGCAAGAGGUUGGUGAACAGGUGGUUCGGAAAUCAGUUUCGGCAGAGAUCAAUUGGGGCAUCAGGUUCAUCAACCAGCAGCAAGCGGAAGAUUUUGUGCAGAGUCUUUCCGACGAGCUGUCAAGGCGCUUACUUGAGCAGCUUGUGAAGGGAAAGCAACUGACCAUGAAGAUAAUGCGAAAAGCUGCCGAUGCAGGUCUCGAUCCGCCCAAAAACCUCGGCCAUGGCAAGUGUGACACCUUUAACAAGAGCAUAAUGCUCGGUGUUGCCACGAACGACGCAUCGGUGCUCGGGAGAGAAGCCGUUUCCAUUCUACGAAGCUACAAUUUCCCUCCCGGAGAGCUUCGAGGACUCGGAGUCCAAAUGCAGAAACUAGAGCCCUUGAAACCUGCGGUAUCAGGCAGUGCUGGCCUCCCUGAUAGCAGUCAGCGUCGUCUACAGUUCAAAAAGCCUCCGACCCCAUCUCGACCUGCAGAAGAACCUAGCCUCCAUGCAGCCUUUCCGCCAGUCGUUCAUUCACCCAACGCCAAGCACGUUGAGGAUCCUAUUGAAGAGAUACCUACCCCGGAGAAAGGAAAAUUGCAGGAUAACGUUUACAGUGCCUUGGAUGACCACACCAAUGAUGCAGCCCAGCAGAGGCCUCUCAAUGUGAGCGGGACUCAGUUCAUCAUGCCUUCUCAGAUCGAUCCAACAGUACUAGCCGAGCUUCCCUCCGAAAUAAGAACCAAGCUUGCUCCAAAACAAAAGAGCAUUAUGGACAGCAUAACACGAUCCUCUCGAUCACAGACACCUCCAGUGGAUGGACAUUCCAGAUCGACCUCGCCCUAUCCUAAUGACCACGAAUCAACGUUACCGCGGCCGAGUCAGAUUGACCCUGAGGCCUUAGCUGCGCUUCCACAAGAUCUCAGAGACGAGAUACUGGCCCAGUACAAAGCGCAAGAGAAUGGCGUAUCACUAUCACGGGCUGUGGCAACAUCCCCUCGAAAACCUAAGGCUCUUCCAUCCUCGAAGAAGACAUCUGUUACCCCCACGAAACGGCAGAAAACCUCUACUUUGUCUGGGAAAGCCAGGCUUAAGAGAGUCGGUGAUGCCUCCUUAUCCACCCUCGCUCAGUCUAGCUUUGUCUCCAUUCCGAAAGCAACAGAGUCUUAUUCAACUGCGAAUCAAGAUCCCGUGGAGAUCUCAGAAUCCUUUCUGAAUGAAUUACCAGAAGACAUUCGCCUCGAAAUUCUGGAAGAGCAGAAAAGAAGCAGGAUGAAGGCGAAGUCUGGCCUCAACUUCGAGAGCGCCAGGAAGAAGACGAAGGUGACAACUACCGUGGAGUCUGGCGUUGCGGGUCAGCAAAGGUUGCAGCUAGCCAAGCAAGCAGAGAAGCCGACUUUUACUUCUCAGAAGCUGAGUUCUCUCCCAGAGUUGCGUGAUGCAAUAUCUGCAUGGGUCAGAGAGUUUUCUUCGGCUGGAGAAAGCCCAGAUCAAGACGAUGUCAAUGCUCUGGCAGAUUACCUCGCCAAAGUGGUCACCAUCGAGCGAGACAUGGCUAAAGCCGUCGCUGUCGUCAAUUGGCUCGGCCUAAUUCUUGAAUACGAAAACUUCACAGGCGAGGACGUUCACGGUGCUUGGAAAGGGGCUCUCGAGAUUCUGAAGCAACAGGUUCAGGUAGCGGUCAAGGAAAGAGGUCUAGCAGCAGUUGUGUUUGAAUGUUGA
This is a messenger RNA of Exophiala spinifera, 3534 nucleotides long. RefSeq lists its product as uncharacterized. The transcript has a single exon. Lineage: Eukaryota; Fungi; Ascomycota; Eurotiomycetes; Chaetothyriales; Herpotrichiellaceae. Bases 1 to 3534 code for a protein of 1177 amino acids. The record is from RefSeq and is a predicted model, not a curated record. Gene Ontology annotation, cellular component: nucleus. Gene Ontology annotation, molecular function: deoxycytidyl transferase activity; DNA-directed DNA polymerase activity; damaged DNA binding. Gene Ontology annotation, biological process: error-prone translesion synthesis; error-free translesion synthesis.